Zingiber officinale is the source of this 1760-nucleotide messenger RNA. RefSeq names its product tetraspanin-6-like. Gene Ontology annotation, biological process: auxin-activated signaling pathway. The record is from RefSeq and is a predicted model, not a curated record. Gene Ontology annotation, cellular component: plasmodesma; plasma membrane. NCBI's taxonomy places the organism in Eukaryota, Viridiplantae, Streptophyta, Magnoliopsida, Zingiberales, Zingiberaceae. The coding region runs from base 640 to 1497 and encodes 285 amino acids. The transcript has 3 exons.
AAGCAAAAGACAAUUGAUAAAACCGAUUGAGAAAUCAUAGUUAAUAAUUUCAUCAAGUGGUGGUAGUGGCAAUAUAAAGCACAGGUUCUUCUAAUUUGUUUCUUAGCACGUAAGAAAAGAAACCAGAAUUUGAAUGUCUUUUGGCACUGAAAGUACUGUACCAAGUCAUCACCAUUCACAACUGAGAAAAAGGAACAGGAAAGAGAGAUGGACAUUAUUAAAGCAGUCUGCUGUCUCAUGGCUAUAAACUAUAGGGAAACUUAAAGGAGUGAUAAAGCAUCUGAAGGGAUAAGGAGGAAUUUUUCUUGGAGCAAAUUGCGGGAAGAACAACACCAGCACCGGGGGAAACAGAGAGACGGGGUGAGGGUUGUUUUUCUUUGGGGGUUUAAACAAGGGGGCACAAAAAAAAUCAUUUUUCUAGCAGGCAAAGAGUGGGAAGAACAUCAGCACCACAUGGAGAAGUCGAGAGGAGGAAAAAGGAGGUAUUUUUGAGAUCAAAAGCAUUCACAAGCAGGAGCCGCCGCCGCCAGUGCAGGUGGAGAGAAGAAAAGGGGGAAGCGAUUUCGACAUCAAACUCCUAGGGUUCUGAAGGGAGAAAAAAAAAAUCGAUUUUGAGAUCCAAACAAAGACUAGGGUUUGAUGAGGACGUACCGAUUCAGCAACUCCUUGAUCGGGUACCUGAACCUGUUGACGCUACUAGCGUCGAUCCCUCUGAUCGGCAGUGGUCUCUGGCUCUCGCGGAGUUCGGCGACGUGCGAGUCGUCGCUGCAGACUCCGCUCCUGGUGCUGGGCUUCGUGGUGCUCAUCGUCUCGCUCGCCGGCUUCGUCGGCGCCUGCUUCAACGUGGCCUGGGCUCUCUGGCUCUACCUCGUCGUCAUGCUCUUCCUCAUCGUGGCCCUUCUCGGCCUCACGGUGUUCGGAUUCGCCGUCACCGGGGGCGGGGGCGGCGUGGAAGUCCCCGGGCGCGUCUACCACGAGUACCGCCUCGACGACUACUCCGGCUGGCUGAGGCGGAGGAUCACGGAGCCGCAGUACUGGAAGACGGCCAUGGCGUGCGUGGUUGGGUCGAGGACGUGCGCCAAGAUCGCGUUUUGGACGCCAUUGGAUUAUCUCCAAAGGGACCUCUCGCCUAUUCAGUCCGGCUGUUGCAAACCGCCAACAUCUUGCACCUACAAUGCUGGGGCUGCCAUGGCAGCUCAAGACGAGGAUUGCUAUCGGUGGAACAACGCAGCCAACGUCUUGUGCUACGCCUGCGACUCAUGCAAGGCUGGUGUCUUGGAGCAAGUUAGGAGGGACUGGCACAAGCUCUCCAUCCUCAACAUCGUUGUCCUCAUCUUCCUCAUCUCCAUCUACUCUAUCGGCUGUUGCGCCUUCCGCAAUGCCCGACGCGCUGAGUCUGAGUAUCCAUAUGGCGAGAACCGCAUGUCCAAGAUACACCCUCGAUGGGACUACUACUGGUGGAGAUGGUUCCGAGACAGAAGAGAACAAAUCUAUUAGCGAUCGACUUUGAUGCUGCAUUUGAUCGAUGUUAAUUAAGUACAAAUCUAGAGAAACAGAAACUCAGUUUUUGUAAAUUAACAGAGCUAGCUACAUUUGUCUAUGGCCAUGGUUAGUGAAGGGUGCCUUGACCCUUUAUGUUGCCUGUUUUGCUUAAGGAAAGGUUUUCUAAAUUUUUUAUAUGGAACUUGCUUAGUUUCUAUAUUUUAUAUAUGAACUCUCGGUCCUUAGUCGUGUUAAAUGAAAGAGAUGAAUAUUUCAUA